Molecule: messenger RNA, 444 nt
Organism: Aspergillus pseudoviridinutans
Lineage: Eukaryota; Fungi; Ascomycota; Eurotiomycetes; Eurotiales; Aspergillaceae
Exons: 1
Coding region: 1-444 (147 amino acids)
Cellular component (GO): membrane
Source: RefSeq, a predicted model, not a curated record
AUGGCCGGUACUCUGGCGCUCAUCUAUACCACGACAAUCCCCUACGUGGUCUUCGCAUAUAAGCAGCACAGCUAUUUGCGGUCUGGCUACUUCUUUUGUUUGGCCAUUUUGACAGUCGGAAGGAUCACCACGAUGUUCGCUCGGCAUUCGGAUGAGUCUGAUAAUGCCAGCCACUUCCGCCUUGACUGCGUCUGGCUCGGGCUCUUGGCAUUGGCGCCUGCGAUUCAGGCCCUGUGUCAGCCUGGGGUAAACCCUCCAUCACUGGCUAUUAACCUUGUACGACUCACGGGAUGGAACUUGUUAGGGGCUGUCUGCUAUCUAGCAAGAGUCCCCGAGAGUCUCGGGGUGGUAGGGAACUGGAAGCCAAGCCUCUACAUAAUGCAUCUGUUGCUCGUCUUCAACAAUAUCUGGUAUGCUCAAGGCAUCUGGGACUUCAUGGCCUAG